Messenger RNA from Magnolia sinica, 2258 nucleotides. RefSeq names its product protein EDS1L-like. The transcript is spliced from 3 exons. Gene Ontology annotation, biological process: lipid metabolic process; defense response. The record is from RefSeq and is a predicted model, not a curated record. Lineage: Eukaryota; Viridiplantae; Streptophyta; Magnoliopsida; Magnoliales; Magnoliaceae. Bases 304 to 2139 code for a protein of 611 amino acids.
CUUCAGUGGAUGGCUGUGGGGUCCACCUUGAUGUAUGUUUCUUAUAUCCACGCCGUCCAUCCGUUUGGCCAGAUAAUUUGAGAGUUCGAGGCCAAAAAUGCAGUAGAUCCAAAUCUCAAGUGGAGCACACCGUUGGAACCAGUGGUUGAAUGAGAGCAACUCAUUCCGGUGGAAGUUGUCAGCAAGACUUUCCUCCUUCCGUGGGGCAGUGGGGGUCGUUGACGCGUAGACUGAUGAGGAAUGAGAAUGGUGUUUUAGUGUAGGAAAGGAAGCAGCAGAAGCAGAAGCAGAAGCAGAAGCAGAAUGGGUGAGGGGAUUGUAGAUGUUGCAAUUAUAAAGGAGAGCUCCUCUCUUUCCAUGAAAGCAACUCCUCCCUUUCUUUACAAAUCCUCGUCAUCAAUCGUUUUCUUCGCCUUUCCUGGCCUCUGGUCUGUCGACGACUGGAAACCAACAGCAGCACCAACCCCCUCCGACAACCUUCUCUCCUUCCUCCCUUCUCUCCGCACCAUCGGCAGCAAUGAAACCGCUCUCCUCCACGCCCCAUUCUUCCACCGCUUCCUAGCCAUCCUCACCACUUCCACUCUCCAACACCAGGUGCAUAAGGCUGUGACAGGAGGAAAACAGAUAGUAAUGACGGGCCACUCAUCUGGUGGUUCAAUAGCUAUCAUUGCUACUGUCUGGUUACUUGAACAAUUUCGUAAACUCAAUCAACUUCCUCCUCUUUGUCUCACUUUUGGUUCUCCUCUUGUUGGUGAUAGCAUCUUUGGCCAUGCUCUGCGUCGAGAGGCCUGGUCUUCUCACUUCUCUCAUUUCAUCUUGAGAUAUGACAUUGUUCCUCGUCUUUUACUCACCCCUUUUGAUUCCAUCGAACAACAACUUCAGACCAUUCUCCCUUUCCUGGAUCAAAAAUCGCCUUAUUCUAAUGUUGAGGCCCUUUGUAGAUCACCACAAGCAGUGUCACUUGUUAGCACUGUUAUGAGAAAUACAUCUCUGGUCGCAAGCCACGGAGCCUGUUUAUCCAUGGACUGCACUAACAUGUUGUUGGAAGCAUUACCCAGCUUUAUCAAGCUUAGCCCUUUCAGACCUGUUGGAACUUACAUCUUUUGUACUGGGAAUGGGAAACUCCUCAUUGUGAAGAAUUCAGAUGUUGUUCUCCAACUGCUCUCCUACUGUCUUCAAUUGGGUCCCAAGCAAGAUUUGGUAGAGGUUGUGUGCAAAUGUUUGAAGGAGCAUCUAGCUUACGAGUUCGAGUUGCGAGAAAGCUUCGAAAUGCAAGACAUCGUAUCUCUAGACCACCUGGAACAGCUCCCGCUGUCUUUGGAAGAUGCCAGCAGUGAUGAGAUGCAAUCAAUUGACAUGGCAUUGAAAGAUCUUGGACUGAGCAUGGAAGCUAGGCUGUGCCUUCGUGCCACCAGAGAGUCAGAGAAGCAUAAACAGAGAAACCUGUACAAGAUUGAAGCCAACCGUAACAAGAUUCAAGAAGCACUAAACAUGCUAGAUAGUUACCGAGAAACAUGCAAGAUACGUCAAGUAGGCUACUACGAUGCCUUCAAACUUCAAAAGGACACAAAAGACUUCAAUGCUAAUUUGAAAAGGCUUGACUUAGCUGGGCUGUGGGAUGAGAUCAUUGAGAUGUUGAAAAGGUAUGAAUUGCCUGAUGACUUUGAGAGUCGGAUAGAAUGGGUGCAAUUGGGCACUAGAUACCGAUGCCUGGUUGAGCCCUUGGACAUAGCCAACUACUAUCGGCACUUCAAGAAUGAAGACACUGGGCCGUAUAUGGUGAAAGGAAGGCCGACGCGUUAUAGGUUCACCCAAAGGUGGCUUGAGCAUGCCGAAGGAAUGAUUGCCAGGUCCACCACCGACUCUUGUUUUUGGGCCAAGGUUGAGGAGCUCUGUCUUGACACUGCUAGUGGAAAAGGCUUUGAAGAAAUUAGUGGGAGGGUCUUGGAACUGGAAAAUGAGUUAUCGAGAGGGAUUAAUGGUGCUAGUGGUCGGGACUCGGGUGUUAGAGAUGUGUUCUUGGAAGGGUCCACUUUUGUCAAGUGGUGGAAGAAUCUCCCUCAACAACAUAGGUUGGGGUCUUGUAUUGCAAGAUAUAUCAGUGGAGAGGGAAGGAACGCAUCUUCUUUCUUCAAUUAGAUUUAGAUGUGUGUGUGGGAAACAAUCAAUUUGCAUCUUCUUUCUUCAAUUAGAUUUAGAUCUGGGUGUGGGAAACUAUCUUCUUUCUUCAAUUAGAUUUAUAUGUAGUGUGAGUUAAA